Messenger RNA from Protopolystoma xenopodis, 1233 nucleotides. The record is from the annotation of a GenBank genome assembly. NCBI's taxonomy places the organism in Eukaryota, Metazoa, Platyhelminthes, Monogenea, Polystomatidea, Polystomatidae.
UUGCAUAGUGAAAGUAUAGUCUUCGAGGCAGCGUGGGCCUUAACGAACAUAGCGUCUGGUGACUCUAAACACACUAAAGGUGUAGUGGACUCUGGUGCCGUUCCUAAGCUGAUAGCUCUUCUGGACAGGAAAGACGUCAGUAUUGCGGAACAAAGUGUAUGGGCCCUUGGAAACAUAGCCGGCGAUGGGUCCGCAUAUCGUGAUCUUCUCAUCCGUAGUGAAGUGGUUCCCCCUGUAAUACGCCUACUAAAUCGAACUUGGGAGGUGCCAUCAGUGGUGUCUAAUAUAGCAUGGAUGCUCUCUAACCUGUGCAGAAAUCGCGAUCCUCCGCCGCCUAAGGGAACUAUUUGCAUGAUACUUCCGAUCCUUCACAAGCUUUUGCUAUAUGAGGGCAAUCCCGAUGUUGUCGCUGACACGGCUUGGGCGAUUUCAUACGCAAGUGAUGCUGCGAACGACCUCAUUGAUACAAUACUUGCAUGCGGUUGUGUAGUACCCUUACUUAAGCUUCUUGCUUCGAACGCGCCCACUCUAAUUCCACCAGCACUACGAGCUAUUGGAAACUUGGUGAUUGGAAACGAUGAGCAAACCCAGAAAGUUCUCGACUUUGGAUUGCUCGACUACAUCCCUGCUCUUCUUAAUAAUGAAAAGUCGUCUAUCGUUAAGGAGUCUUGCUGGAUGAUAAGCAACAUAGCUGCAGGCAAUGUGUCCCAAAUUCAGAGUCUAGUUAACCACAAUAUCUUACCUGUGGUCCUUGAAUUGAUGCAUAAGGGUGAGUUUAGAGUCCAAAAGGAGGCUUGCUGGGUUGUCAGCAACAUGAUUACAGGUGGUUCCUCCGAGCAAUGUGCUUAUUUACUCAAUCAGGGGGUUCUUCCUGCCCUAAGCAACCUCUUAUCUGCAAAUGACUCAAAAAUAGUCAUAAUGGUGCUGGAAUCCCUGAGCAAGCUUUUUUCAGUCUCGGAAGAGUUUGAUCAACUCGAGCAAUGCUGUCUGGCUCUUGAAACAUGUGGAGGAUUGGAUAAACUUGAGCAACUUCAAGACCAUUCAAACGAACAAGUGUACAACCUCGCAUACCGAUUCAUAGAAAAAUUCUUUAACGAUAAUGUAAGAAUAAUUUUUCAUAAUUUCGCUCAGGAUAAUGCCACCGGAUCCAAGGAUGACACCAACCCACAAGAAUUUAACUUUUCAAGUCAGCAGGAAAGCGCACCAACAGAAAAGGAGGGGUUCAAUUUCUAA